Molecule: messenger RNA, 1794 nt
Organism: Cotesia congregata
Lineage: Eukaryota; Metazoa; Arthropoda; Insecta; Hymenoptera; Braconidae
Source: the annotation of a GenBank genome assembly
AUGAAUGGUACAAUUACAAUGGCUUCAUCAAACCAAAACAUUUCGGAACCACCAAUGAAGAAAGCUCGUAUAGAAGGGAAUGCAUCGGACUUCUUGCCAGGACCGAUUUAUGACCUUAAUCAAACGGGGCAGGUGGUUGGUGGUCCUGGAGCAAAAUAUCUUUCUCUUCCGGGAAUUCUUGGUGCUGGUUUACCAAAAAUAUCUUCGGAACAACAGGAUGCUAUCAAUAGAGCCAAAAAAUAUGCUAUGGAACAAAGCAUUAAGAUGGUCUUAAUGAAACAGACUUUAGCACAUCAACAACAGCAAAUGGCUAGUCAACGGAAUCAAGUGCAGAGACAGCAGGCUCUCGCCCUCAUGUGCAGGGUUUACGUGGGGAGUAUAAGCUUUGAGCUGAAAGAAGACACAAUUCGUCAAGCGUUCUUGCCAUUUGGACCAAUAAAGUCAAUCAACAUGUCAUGGGACCCAGUUACUCAGAAGCACAAAGGUUUUGCAUUUGUGGAGUACGAGAUACCAGAAGCCGCCCAAUUGGCGCUUGAACAAAUGAAUGGUGUAAUGAUCGGUGGUCGCAACAUCAAGGUUGUGGGAAGACCGUCAAAUAUGCCUCAAGCUCAGUCAGUUAUCGAUGAAAUCACGGAAGAAAGCAAACAUUACAAUCGCAUUUAUAUUGCAUCAAUUCAUCAGGACUUAACAGAAGAUGACAUUAAAUCUGUAUUUGAAGCUUUUGGCCCGAUAACUUACUGCAAAUUAGCUCAAGGAAGUUCACCGCACCGUCACAAGGGCUACGGUUUUAUUGAGUAUGAAACAAUGCAGUCUGCGCUUGAAGCUAUUGCUUCAAUGAAUUUAUUUGAUCUUGGAGGACAAUAUUUAAGAGUAGGAAGAGCUAUUACACCUCCCAAUGCUCUGAUGGGACCUCCAAGUGGUACAAGUAUGAUGCCUACUGCUGCAGCUGUUGCUGCCGCUGCUGCUACUGCUAAAAUUCAAGCCAUGGAUGCGGUUGCUAGCAAUGCUGUCGCUCUUGGACUCACUAAAUUAGGAGCUUCUGGAUCACCUAUUUUGAAUUCUGGUAAAGCAUUGAUUUUUCCUCUUCCUGGCCUGGUUCGACCAACUUUAUCUCCAACAGCAAUCAUAACACCUCCAACAAUAGCAACAGUAGCUCCAGUGAUUCCUCCACCUGGAAUAGCCAUUCCACAAACUCUAACUCGACCUCCAGCAAUUAUUCAACCGAUUCUUGGACAACCUGUCAUAAUACCUCCACCAGCAAUAGUGACUCCUACAGUUGUCGGCGCACCAGUGAUACCAAUAACAACUGCGCCAAUCGUUGAUGUUACUAGACGAGCACAAGAACAGGCUCAUCUUAAGCAACAAGAAGAAUUGCAAAAGAAAUUGCUUGAAGAAACUGAACCACAGACUCUGCAACAGCAAGAAAAUAUGUCAAUUAAAGGUCAAAGUGCUCGGCAUUUAGUUAUGCAGAAACUAAUGCGUAAAAUUGAAUCGCGUGUUGUAAUACUCAGAAAUAUGGUUGCACCUGAAGAUGUUGAUGAAACUCUUCAAGAAGAAAUCCAAGACGAGUGUUCGAAAUUUGGAGUUGUCGAACGAGUUAUUAUUUAUAAUGAACGCCAGUCUGAGGAUGAAGAAGAUGCUGAAGUUAUUGUUAAGAUUUUUGUUGAAUUUUCACAGAUGAGCGAGGCGGAACGUGCAAGAGAUUCAUUAAACGGUCGUUACUUUGGUGGUCGACUUGUAAAAGGUGAACUGUAUGAUCAAGCGUUAUUUGAUCAUAGUGAUUAUUCUGGUUAG